This is a messenger RNA of Diachasma alloeum, 1395 nucleotides long. RefSeq lists its product as uncharacterized. The record is from RefSeq and is a predicted model, not a curated record. NCBI's taxonomy places the organism in Eukaryota, Metazoa, Arthropoda, Insecta, Hymenoptera, Braconidae. Bases 1 to 1395 code for a protein of 464 amino acids. Gene Ontology annotation, molecular function: nucleic acid binding. The transcript has 2 exons.
AUGCUGGCGAAACUCACAAGGGUAGCCAGCAUACAGGAACUGGUACAAGAAGCAAAGUGGAGAUACAUCAGCGCUAAGGAGAAUCCCGCUGAUUGUGCUUCUCGGGGCAUUACUGUGGCUCAACUCGAUGCUCAUAAGUUGUGGUGGGCGGGUCCGAAGUGGUUACAAUUUGCCUCCUCUCAGUGGCCGAAAGAGAAUGCAAAACUAGACCCGUCAGCGAAUCUGGAAGAGAAGCCCGGAUUAAUAUUUACUGUCUCAACAGACUCUACUCUCUGGGAUCUCAUCACCAAGUACUCCUCUCUCUACAAAUUGCUGCGCAUAACAGCAAUUUGUCAACGUUUUGUUGCUCGGAUGAGGAGGAAACCAGGUGAAACUCUCGUGGAUCCACUCAGUCGUGAUGGCAUCGAGGCAGCUAGGCUGUGUUGGGUCAGAGCCACUCAGGCUCAUUAUCUACAAUCGGAGUGCAGCAUCAUCUAUCGUGGUCAACAACUUGGGAGAUCUCAUCCGUUGACCAAACUGACUGCCUUCAUAGACCAUCAAGUUAUUCUCCGAGUGGGCGGGAGAUUGAAGUUCUCUAACCUGCACCCAGAGAGUAAACAUCAAGCGAUCGUCCCUAAAGAUUCUGAGCUAGCUGAACUUCUCAUUAGGGACUCUCAUCAGCGAACGUUGCAUGGUGAAACUCAACUCACGUUGACAUGCGUCAGGAGGUCUUACUGGAUUAUUGGAGGAAGAGCGCCAGUAAGAUCCUUCAUUCUCAAGUGUGUGGAAUGUGCGCGCCAACGUGGAGUACGUGCUCAGCAACUGAUGGGUCAGCUUCCACCGGCACGUCUAUCUCCAGGACGUCCAUUCUCUAAUACUGGUGUAGAUUAUGCUGGACCAGUGUCCAUCAAGACGUGGAAGGGGCGUGGUCAUAAAACCCAAAAGGGUUGGUUAGUGAUCUUCGUUUGCAUGGCCACGUCAGCACUUCGUCUGGAAGCUGUCACCAACUACUCUGUUGAUGGGUUCAUUGCUUCCUACCGGAGAUUCGUGAGUCAUCGAGGUCGUUGCAGGAACCUCUUCAGUGAUUGUGGUACGAACUUCAUCGGUGCUGACAAGGAGCUGAAGAGGUUGUUCUCAGCUGGAUCAAAGGAGUUCCAGCAUCUCUCAGCAUUCUGCCUGAAGGACGGCACUCGGUGGUCCUUCAAUCCACCUGGGGCCCCUCAUUUUGGAGGAAAAUGGGAAGCAGCGGUAAAAUCAGUGAAGUAUCAUCUCUCUCGAACGAUUCGGGACACUAUACUGACGUUCGAGGAACUACGCUGUUUACCCAAAUUGAAGCUGUGCUCAACUUCAGACCUCUACAGACUCUCUCUGAAGAUCCCGACGACGUGUUGUGUCUCACUCUGGGGCAUUUUUUGA